This is a messenger RNA of Orbicella faveolata, 1832 nucleotides long. Its product is annotated as melanopsin-like. NCBI's taxonomy places the organism in Eukaryota, Metazoa, Cnidaria, Anthozoa, Scleractinia, Merulinidae. The record is from RefSeq and is a predicted model, not a curated record. Gene Ontology annotation, biological process: G protein-coupled receptor signaling pathway. Gene Ontology annotation, molecular function: G protein-coupled receptor activity. Gene Ontology annotation, cellular component: membrane.
AACAUUUUGAAAACGUAGCUUUUCGAACACGAUGACGUCACGAUAAUCAUGUGAUUUCUCUGCCCGAGUUGUUUCGUCUUCAAUUUCUCCGUCGUAGUGUGGACGGAAAACAUUUGAUGCAUUUCUAAAGUGACAACGUCGUUUUAAAAUUUCUCCGACUUUGUGUAGACGAGGCGUAAAAAAGCAUGCGAAUCAGUAAAUCGCCAUUGAAGAACAAGACCAUUGUCACAAAACGAGUAUUUCCUGUCAGAAUCGAUGACGUCAGUGGAGGGAAGUCGGCCGCCUUGAUCUGAAAACUAAGUCGAAAAACAACAGGACAGUAGAGCAUUUCAUCUGCAUUAAAUGCCACCGAAAAGUAUAUUCAUCGGUCCGAUCAGAAAAACGUAGUCAAGUCGCUCGGUGAAAUGUCUCUGCUGAGCGAUGGAGAGUUCUUUGGGUUGGGCACAAGCAUGGUAGUCCUGUUGACAGUGGGAUGUGCGUUCCAGGCGUUCACAUUGCUGGUUUUGAUGCAGCCGGCAUUUAAACAGUUCGAUCUGUCUCCAUAUUUCCUCAACAUCAUGAUUGCCAAUAGCGUGGUCGUAUUAGUGGAUUUUCCACCCACUAUCGCGUCUGCCUGGGCUCAGGAAAAUAUGCUUGGAGAGAUAUACUGCCAGGUAAGACAUUGGACUGAGGGAAAAAUCUCAUCGACAUUUACCGAAACACGGAAACGUAUCGACAAAAAUGCUGAUUUACUGAUGCGCCAUGCUAAUAUAUGUACAGUUUCAUUUUUUUGUCAGAUUGUAGGUUUCCUGUCGUGUGUCGGAUGCAUAUCAACUGUUGUCACGUUGGCACUGUGUAUCCUCAAGAUCCAUCGCAAGCUGAGCGACGACGACAUGGAACUUGAAAUGGCUUUUGCCGAGCGGGACACCUGGGAACGUCACAAGAUUAUCAAGACGUUGACGGGCACUUGGUUGUACGGGAUUGCUAUAAUGUUCCCUCCCCUAGUAGGCUGGGGUUCAUUCAAUUUUGAAUCAGGUGACACAGUCUGUGCUCCAAAUUGGCGCGAAGAAAACCCCGCCGGACGCAUAUAUUCCGUGCUGCUGGUCAUUUUUGCCUUCGUAAUUCCCCUGGGAUUUUCCGUAGCUUACUUCGUCAAAAUGUACCAGAGGUCAUCGUAUGUACCAGACGUCAACGCGACAGCGUCAAGGGACCGUAAAAGGGCAAAGAAGGCGGUUAUCAUGAUAUUAAUCGGUGUAAUAAUCUUCGUUGUCGGUUGGACGCCAUAUUAUGCAUGUGCCAUGAUGUCCGUGUUCGGUGGCCCGGAGAUGUUCGAUCCGGCGACAUCAUUCAUUCCUGGAAUAAUCGCCAAGGCUAGCGCCGUCUUCAACCCGCUUAUCUGCCUGCUUGUGAGCAAACGGUGAGGAGAAUUUAGAAAAUGUCGGAGUAAAUAUGACAUAUAUCAUGACCUGUAACGUACCGAAAUAAUGCGCUUCCGAGUCAGCUGACAACCGGGGUGCCUAAAUUGACUCAUAACGGUGUUUACUUUUGAAAAUGAUGUAUUAAUUGAACGGAAUUGAACGCCGAUUAAACUAAAAGCAAAACCUUUUGCGGCCCAAAUCAGUACUAACGUAGUAGUCUACCUUAAAAAACUAACAAACUCCACAACUUCCAAUCCAACACUAACCGAUACCCUAAAAGUAUUCUUGCGUCUGUGCGUUGGCCUUUGGCUCUUAUUUGGAAACUUAGCCAAUGACGACGGCGACGCCAAGAACUUAGCCUAAUAAAAAAUACAUUAAUAUUUUGCCUUUGGAUUUCGCAGUUAUUUAGAUCUCUUAAAGACGCCGAUCGGUCUA